Messenger RNA from Exophiala aquamarina CBS 119918, 2070 nucleotides. RefSeq lists its product as uncharacterized. Lineage: Eukaryota; Fungi; Ascomycota; Eurotiomycetes; Chaetothyriales; Herpotrichiellaceae. Gene Ontology annotation, biological process: nuclear DNA replication; protein dephosphorylation. The transcript is spliced from 3 exons. Bases 1 to 2070 code for a protein of 689 amino acids. Gene Ontology annotation, molecular function: protein tyrosine/serine/threonine phosphatase activity. The record is from RefSeq and is a predicted model, not a curated record.
AUGGCUACAGUGGUCGUCCAGCAGCCACCAGUCCUUGUUGGACAAUCCAACACUCCUCCCCCGAUGGGCCCGACCCUGACUUUGAACAGACCAUCAACACCAGUGCCCAAUAAACAUUUACCAUAUUGUCCGCCAGGUCCUGUUCCUUCGCAGACUCAAAUCACUCCACCCAACUCACCCCCUCUGCGUACAGUCGCACCCAAGCCCAGCUCACUCCUCCAUCCGCCAACCCCAUACCAGAAGCUAUGCAACUCACCACCCAUCUAUGGCCUCACCACCAAGGAACUCGCCGAAGCCCUUUACCACUACUCAUCUCAGCCCUUGCCCAACCCAUCCUCUGUCUUUCCCUGGCUUCAUGGGCUUCAUCCGGACAAUCACAUACAAUUAGCCUUCUUCGUAGCUAGAAAAAAAUCGUUGCGAAGGAUUCCCAAGUGUCUAAGAGGAAUCACAAUCAUAAAGGCUGGCGGGGACCUGAGUCGGUCUCGGAUCAAUGGUGCUAUUGCCCCAGACGAGAUCCUCAAUCUUUCCGAGGGGAAUGGUCGAGGAUUUGUUGACUGCGACCCUCGAGAAGGUUUCUCCGUCCGCAACUUCCAUAUUCAAGCCGCAAAGAUGGCCUUGGUCUCUGACAUAGUCAUAUAUGGUGACGAAGAUACUGACCAUCGCAUUAUCAAAUCAGUCGCUGAACGGACAGCUGCCGUUCAGAAGCGAUGGCGGAAAGAGCUAGAAAACAUGGGCCACUGUCCCGAGACCUUCCAUACUUUUGUCCUCACCCAACAAUUCGAAGACUUCGAACAACACUAUCCUGACUUGGUCUCCGUCGAUUCUCAAGGAAGAUAUGCCGACCAUACUCUAGACUUCCUUCAACAAGAAAGAAAGGAGAUGUGUGCCAUGUCCAAAGCGUCGGAAAUCUCCCAUGGUGUCUUUCAGGGCCCUUCACCGGGACCACAUACUGUACCACCCUCCAGCCCUGAUGAUCCGACUUUUGGCCUCUACGUCGAAGCUAGUGAUCAUGCUACAGUCCCAGAUGAUAGGCUGUUGGCAGCGAAGCGCAAACAACUGGAAAAUCGAGAAGACGAUGAUCCGGUACAUCUUUCCUUCCCCAGCUCUGGGAGCAUACUGCCUCCCUCGUGGUCACAUGCAGAGGCAGACGGUAUCUUACGCAUGUGCAAGUGGCUAUAUGAGUUGACUCACAAUGUCAAACCAGUUGGCGCCACAAGAGAUGAAGAUGGCGAUAUCCAGAUGACUGAGCUGGCAUCGUCUGCACGGAAAGUCCUCAUACACUGUGCCGAUGGUUAUACCGAGACAUCCAUGUUGACUGUCGCCUAUUUCAUGUACGCUGAGGGUUUGCCCUUACAUGAGGCAUGGAUCCGCCUGCAUAGCGAGAAAAAGAGAAAUUUCUUCGCAUACCCGUCGGAUGUUGCUCUCUUAAUCGCAAUUCAAGACCGUAUCCUGCACGAGAGUCCCAAGGCUCGUGAGAGGUCAGCAACCAUACCUGAAGCACCAGCAUGGCUAGCAAAACUGGAUGGAAGUCUCCCGAGUAGAAUCCUCCCAUACAUGUACCUUGGCAAUCUAACACACGCAAAUAACCCCGAGAUGCUCAAAUUACUCGGAAUCAGGCGCAUUCUGAGCGUGGGUGAACCGGUUUCGUGGAAUGAUUCCCAGGUAAAGUCUUGGGGACGAGAAAACUUGCUCAUGGUGGAUCGAGUUCAAGACAAUGGUAUUGAUGAACUGACAACUGAAAUGGAAAGAUGCCUAACAUUUAUUGGAAAAGGCAAAUCUGAAGGCAAUGCUACAUUGGUACAUUGUCGCGUUGGCGUCAGUCGAUCGGCCACCAUAUGCAUUGCAGAGGUUAUGGCGAGUUUGGGUUUGAGUUUUCCUCGAGCAUACUGCUUCGUUCGCGCACGGCGCCUAAAUGUCAUCAUCCAACCCCAUUUAAGAUUUGUCUACGAGUUAAUGAAAUGGGACGAGUGCCAGCAAAUCAAGAGGCAAGAACCUCUCAAGCGGGAAAUGGACUGGGCCACGGUCGCAAGGGAGAUUGCAGCUAUGAAUAGACCAUAUGCUCGGACUUGA